Molecule: messenger RNA, 1729 nt
Organism: Trichechus manatus latirostris (Florida manatee)
Lineage: Eukaryota; Metazoa; Chordata; Mammalia; Sirenia; Trichechidae
Gene: UBL3
Product: ubiquitin like 3
Exons: 5
Coding region: 971-1324 (117 amino acids)
Molecular function (GO): protein binding
Source: RefSeq, a predicted model, not a curated record
GGGCGUACUUUCUGCGUGUCGCCGACUCCAGCUGGGGCCGCUGCCGCCGCCGUCGCCGCCGCCGCCGCCAUGUUGGCUUGAGAGGCGAUGACAGGAGGCGGCUGCGGCGUCUCGAACUGAAAAGUGGCAGCGGAGGAGGAGAGACAGAACUCUGAGAGGAAACAAUCGCCGCGUCUUCCGGGGAGCUCCGCGGGGAGGGGAAGGCGGAGACGGGGAGGCGGUGGCGCGGGAGGCGGGGGAAGACGAGGCGCCCAGAGAGCAGGCGCUGCCGCCGCCGCCGCCGCUGUCUAGAGGCGCCCGCAGCCUGACCCGAGGCGGGGGCUCCCGUCGGGCCGAGCUCGCUUCACGCUCCUCCCGGGGCUCCGCUUCGGCUGCAGACAAGUUCCAUGCCCUUGAGCGCGCGGCGCCGCGGCUCGGCUGUCCUGCCCCGGCGCGCGACCUGAGCCGUUUCCCCGCGCCCUCCGCGCGCUCCUCGGCGGCCCCUCGCGCCGCCCGUGUCGAUGUGUAGCGACAUAGUUAUCUGUGUACUUACACACCGGGCAUUUUCCUCCUGCCUAAUGAGGACUUGACUCGGGAGCGACCGUGAAUCAUCGCCGGGGCAGGGAAAGGAGGAAGGCGGAUUUAACUCCCUCCCACCCGCUCCAUGUCCGUGUGUCACUCGGCGGGGUCCACCUGGCGCGGCCGGUCCUGGGGCUGCUGCUGUUGACGACGACGACGACGACGGGGCUGCUGCUUCUAUCCCGGAGUCUCCGCUGCGCCGGCCAGACCCAGCUUCUGGGGACUGUUCCUCUUGUCGCCUGCACCUCGGCCAGGCGGCACUUGGGUUCCAGAAUAACUUCGUUUUUGGAAAGCACAUCGCGAACCCCUCCAAAUCGUGAAGAUUUCUUUCUGGAGCGUGAAGAUUUCUGCUCUUUUUGUUUGUUGUUGUCUUUUUUUUCCUAACACAUCUGGGUAUCUAUCAAACGGCAAGAUGUCCAGUAAUGUCCCGGCGGAUAUGAUAAAUUUGCGCCUCAUCUUGGUAAGCGGGAAAACAAAAGAAUUCCUGUUUUCUCCUAAUGAUUCUGCUUCAGACAUUGCAAAGCAUGUGUAUGACAAUUGGCCAAUGGACUGGGAAGAAGAACAAGUCAGCAGUCCAAAUAUUCUACGACUUAUUUAUCAAGGACGCUUUCUACAUGGAAAUGUCACAUUAGGAGCGUUAAAACUUCCUUUUGGCAAAACAACAGUGAUGCAUUUGGUGGCCAGAGAGACAUUGCCUGAGCCAAACUCUCAAGGUCAGAGGAAUCGUGAAAAGACUGGAGAGAGUAAUUGUUGUGUAAUCCUGUGAACACUGUCUGCCGUGUCUGCUGAGUGUGCGUGUUGGAGUCGUUGUCUUUCAUGCUGCUGGGACAGAAGACACCCACCAUUGCUUCAGAAACCCCUAGAACAGCCUGCCUGUCGACUCAUGGAACUGAACUAUUACACGAACACUGUCAUCUUUUCUCAUGAAAGUCAAAAGAACCAGGAACGUUUUUCACUAUGAUUUUUUGUUUCUCGUAUUUUUGUUUAUUUGAGCAGUUUUAAAAUACGUUGGUUUUUGAAUGCAGUCAACCUCCAGGGGAAAAGUUAAUAAGUUAUUUUCCAUAGCAGAAACCAUUUUGCUUCCACCAAAAUGUUCAUCACCAGAACUAACAAAUCAAGUGUUCCAAAUACAGUUUGCACUAAAAAAAAAAAAGAUUGACAUGAUUUUGCC